GACAUUAUUCUGGAGAGUUAUUUUGGCGCGAAGUCAUUAAGGUUAUGAUCUGAUUUCAUAGAAAAAUAUUCAAUCAUUUUUAUUCAUUCUGAUAGACUUCCAGUAUUUCAACCAAAAAAAAAGGUUUCAAAGUCAAAUUAGAAAUGACAAUAUUUCAAAAGUGAUUUUCACUAGGUACUCAUUCUUAUGUCUGCAAAAUCUGCCGGCCAGUCUAUCCAAGCAAGACGUGAAGGAAUUUAUUGGACAGUUAAACAUAUAAAGGGACAUCAUUGUAAUCUAGUUGAAGAAGUAGAUCCGGUAGCCAGAUUUGUUAAGUCGGGAUGGUUCGUACCGUUACGAAGAUCUUGGAAAAAAUUCGUUACCAUAAGUGAGAAAAAUCCAGUAACCAAAAUCCACAUGAAAUCCACUUAUAACAUCCGAGUUGAAAAUAUGAGGCAUCUGGAGAAGUAUUACUGCAUGAUACAUCCAUUCAGUGAAGGCCGAUUUUUCUGGGAUACUAUAAUGUCUAUAGUCUAUAUCGUCCAAUUGGAAUCUGUGCCUAUACUCAUCAUAGCUUCUGAACAAUUAACAGCUGCACCUCACAACUGGUAUAUAUUUCUGAUUUUAUUGAAUGUUUUGUGUAUGGCAGACAUGGUGAUAUCAUUUUUCUGUGGUUAUUACGAUGAAAUGAACCAGUAUAUAGUUUUUGGAGCAUCCAACGUAGCCAAAAAAUACAUUUGCAGUUAUUUUUUCUUCGAUUUGUUAUCAGUAUUCCAAAUAAACCACAUUGCUGCAUUUACUGGAUUGUACAAGCAGAGGGGUUAUUACAACGUCCAAUGGCUCUUCAGAUUCGCCAGAAUGAAAACAAUUUUAGAUUACUCUGAUAAAUACGGAAUACGAUGGAAUUUGCCAACAUACAUUUUUAGAACGAUAGCAUAUACAAAUAUAUGGAUCAUAAUUUUCCUAUGGUCCUUGUAUUUGAUAAUAGUGGUGAGGUAUUCGGAUAUUGACGGUCCCGUAGACAAUUCUUUUCGAGCAAUUAUAGUGAUGGUGUUCGAAAUGGUUCAAACCAUAUUCCUGGUCAGAGUACCAAAAGCUGUAUCUGAUGGACCUUGGUACAAAAUGUCAGUUUACCUUGUGUUAUUGUUUAGUGGACUUUUCCUUAAAAUGUUCAUUGCAGCACAAAUCUUACAAAUAUAUAUUUGCCGAAAUAUUUCAAAAAACAAGUACAGUCACCUGAUGAAUCAAAUUGAAGCAUACACAAGAUUCAAGCAAGUACCUCCUGAAGUGAGCAAACGAAUAAAGAGUUACAUAGAAUUCAAAUUUCAAAAGACUGUUUUCAAGGAGAAAUUGAUAUUGGAGAGUAUAUCUAAUUCGUUGAGAAAUGAAAUUGUUUGGCACCUUUGUCAAAACUUCAUCACAAGGGUUGAGAUAUUUAAGGAUAUGCCUCCAAAUGUGAUGAUGAAGAUAGUGAUGUUGCUGAAACAAGAAAUUUACCUCCCCAACGAUGUUGUUGUACAAACGGGAGAACUUGGUACAGAGAUGUUCUUCAUUUAUGUUGGAGUUUUAGCUGUAUACACACCCACUGGAAAAGAGAUAUGCCACCUGACAGAUGGUGAUCACUUUGGUGAAAUAGCACUUUUACUUAAUGAAACAAGAGUGGCAAGUUGUGUAGCCAUUGAUUUUUGUGAAUUAUAUCGCCUCACCAAAAGGGACUUCAAUGAAGCUCUAGAGUCUUAUCCUGCUGCUAAAUUAAGAAUAUUACAAUUGGGACAAGAUCGUUUCAAACAAACUGAAAAAAUUAUUCAAGCCACAAAUGAAGAACAGUUUGAAGAAGAAUUAAUGGAACAAUAAAUGCACACCUUUUUAUUUUAGUAAGAUUUUUGAAUCGAUAAGUUGCAAAAAUUGAAUAUUAUGCAUUUCAGUCAUGAUUCAGUUUAGUUUUGUGUUUGAUGAAAAAAUUGGAUAGGAAAAAAUUUUUUUUCUUUCCAUUAUGUUGCAGGAAGGGUAAAAUUGCAAAUAAUUUACUUUAUGUGGUGAAAUAAAAAUUUUAAUUGUGCAGAAAA
Molecule: messenger RNA, 2045 nt
Organism: Harmonia axyridis
Lineage: Eukaryota; Metazoa; Arthropoda; Insecta; Coleoptera; Coccinellidae
Product: potassium/sodium hyperpolarization-activated cyclic nucleotide-gated channel 2-like
Exons: 7
Coding region: 187-1833 (548 amino acids)
Source: RefSeq, a predicted model, not a curated record